AUGACAACCUUGCUUCUUCUGUGUGCAUGUUUACAUGUCAUCUCAGCAACUCCAACCUUUGGAGACUUCUCUGACGGAGACGUGGACAGCACGCUGAGCGUCAGCAUUCCCGUGGAGAAGCCGCUGCGCCCUCUGAUGGGGGCAAAGGUGGUGAUGCCCUGCUACUUCCAGGACAACACCGUUCCCGACCCAGGCGCGCCCACCAUCGCCCCCCUCGCCCACCGCAUCAAGUGGAGCUACAUCUACAAGGGCAAGGUGUCCCUCGUCUUGGUGGCCUCUGAUGGCCAGGUCAGGGUGGAGACCGACUACCUGGAUCGUGUCCACCUCAUCAACUACCCCUCCAUCCCCACCGAUGUCACCAUGGAGAUGACCGAGCUGCGCUCGUCGGACUCCGGCUCCUAUCGCUGUGAGGUCAUGCACGGCAUCGAGGAUAACUAUGACUCUGUUGACGUCCAGGUUCAAGGGAUUGUGUUCCACUACCGAGCCAUCUCUACCCGCUACACACUGACGUUUGAGAAGGCCAAGGCUGCCUGCGUCCAGAACAGUGCUGUUAUCGCUACCCCUGCUCAGCUCCAGGCUGCCUACGACGAUGGCUUCCACCAGUGUGACGCUGGUUGGUUGGCUGACCAAACAGUCAGGUAUCCGAUCCAUGAGCCCCGGGAGGGAUGUUUUGGGGACAAAGAGGACUUCCCUGGUGUCCGCACCUAUGGCGUGAGAGAUGUCAAUGAGACUUAUGAUGUGUACUGCUUUGCAGAGAAGAUGUCAGGCAAGGUUUUCUAUUCCAUGUCUGUUGAGAAGUUCACCUUCAUGGAGGCGAUUGACCAAUGCACCAACCUGGGAGCCCGACUGGCAACCACUGGGGAGCUCUAUCUGGCCUGGCAGGGUGGUAUGGAUGUCUGCAACGCAGGCUGGUUGGGCGACAGAAGUGUGCGCUACCCAAUCAACAUUGCACGUCCUCAAUGUGGGGGUGGGCUUCUGGGAGUCCGCACUGUGUACCUGUACCCCAACCAGACCGGCUACCCCUAUCCUGACUCUCGAUACGAUGCCAUCUGCUUUGAAGAGCGGGUGGAGGAGGUGGUGUCGGCUUCACCCUCUCCGUUCCCAGAGCCCGAGUGGAGCACCACCGAGGGACACUUUAGCGUGGGCACCGUCACCAUCAGCCCUGCGCUCUACCCCGCCCACUCCACCACCGAGGGCGAGGUCCGAGCCCAGGAGCCUACCGAGGUGCCCCUGCCCUUCCCCUCCACCACCAGCACCUCCAUCAGCCCUGUCACGGAGGAGGCCAUCAUGGCGGCUACCGCCCGGCCAGACACGGCCAUAGAGCGGCCCAAGGAGAACCACACGGCAGGUGUGGUGUUUCACUACCGUUCUGGCUCCAGGCGUUAUGCUCUGACCUUCGUGGAUGCCCAGCUGGCUUGCCACAGUCAGGGCGCAGACAUCGCCAGCCCCCAGCAGCUCCAGGCGGCCUACGAGGCAGGCUUCCAUCACUGCGCUGCCGGCUGGCUCAGUGACCAGACAGUCAGGUAUCCCAUUGUAAAUCCACGAGCCAAAUGCUCUGGAGACCAAGAGCAGCAGCCUGGUGUUCACUCAUAUGGCCUUAAGGACGCCAGGGAGCACUACGACGUCUACUGCCACAUGGAGCAGCUGAGGGGGAAGCUCUUCCACGUCAGCACUCUGGCCGGCCUCACCUACUACCAGGCUCAGUCUUACUGCAGGAGGCAGAACGCUGCGCUGGCCUCCACGGGGGAGUUGUACGCGGCGUGGAGCCAGGGCAUGGACAGCUGCCACCCCGGCUGGCUGUCUGACCGCAGCGUCCGCUAUCCCAUCCGCAACCCGAGGCAGAACUGCGGAGGAGGGCGAGUCGGGGUUCACACCGUCCAUGUGUACCCUGGCCAGGCUGGCUUUCCCAGCCCCUACGCCAGAUACGACGCCUACUGCUACAGAGCUGACCUGUCCAUGCUGAUCUCCGAGGGCAUAGUGGACACAACUCACAUGGUUUCGGAGUGGAACAUGACCGUAAUCACAGAUCUUCUGAGGCCUGUGCGUCCCACCAUCUCUCCGAUGUUCGUGGACGUUUCUGGCUCUGGCUCUGGGGAGGAGUCCACUUACGGCUCGGGGGAAGUAUCGGGCAGCGGCAGGCCAAGCGGAGUGGAGUCCGGCUCAGGUGUUGAUGGAUCUGGCCUCACGGUGAUCCUCCAGGGCAGCGGAGAGCAGCUCUCUGGACAGGGCUCUGCGUCCGGCCUUCCUGAAGAGGCCGCGGAGGGCAGCACCAUCACACUCCCCGCGGCCUCCGGAGAGAUCUCAGGGACGGAGGAGGAGAGCGGAGAGGAGAGUGGAGAGGAGAGCGGAGAGGAGAGUGGAGAGGAGAGUGGAGACUCCAUGGUCAGGGAGCUGCCCCCUGGCUACCCCUUCAAGCAGUACGUGGAGGAGUCCUUGAUGAGCGGAGAGCAGAGUGGAGAGGAGAGUGGAGACUCCAUGGUCGUGCUGAUUGACAGGGAGCUGGUCGACCAGUCCGUCACCCCUACGAGAGCGGAGCAGGAGCUGGGCAGGGGACCCUCGGACGUCAGCGGUUCCGGGUUCCUUAGCGGCGACGUCAGCAGCAGCAGUGGCUCUGCCUCCGGCUUCCCAGAUCUGACCUUCGUGGACCACAGGCUGAUUCAGCUGACGGGGAGUGGUCAGGAGGAGCAGGAGGUGUCCGGCGUCCGGCCCGUGGGCUCGGGCGAUGCCAGCGGGUUCGGCUCGGCGUAUCCGUCCGGCUUCCUGUCAGGCUUCCCGUCUGGCGUCUCUCAUCGCCCCGACGGAGUCGUCCUGAGGGAGAACGAAGUGUUUGAGGUGACGGAGCAUCCCAGGGAGACGGAGGAGCAGGGUCAGGGGUCAGUGGAGGCCAGCGGGGCGGAGCUGCCCCCUGGCUACACCCACGAGCAGUACGCGGGGGAGUUCAUGAGUGGAAGAGGACCACAUGGGCACGAGAGCGGUCAUGACGCAGAGGUGAUGCCCACUACGACUUCGACGAUAGAGCCAGACGUGUUCCCAACAACAUGGGCUGACCUCACCACAGAGUCCCCUGGCAGCACCACCAGCCCCAGCGGCGUGGUCAGUGACAGGGUCAGCACCACCACUGUGUCCAGCAUCACCACUGCCUCCUCCGUGCCACUGCAGACACCAGCCGUUGUGGAGGAGCCGGCUGUUGAAGAUGGUGAUGCUGAUCCUUGCGCGCCCAACCCCUGUGGCUCUGGGUCAUGCUCAGUCCAGGAUGGCAUCGCUGUAUGCCAGUGUCCUCCAGGACAGACAGGAGAUGACUGCGCCACACCAACGCAGGGCUGUGAGCAGGGCUGGGAGGAGUUCAUGGGGAGCUGCUACCUUCACUUCUCGGAGCGCGAGACCUGGGGCAGCGCUGAGCAGCGCUGUCAGGAGCUCAACUCCCACCUGGUCAGCAUCACCACCCCAGAGGAGCAGGAGUUUGUCAACUCCAAUGCGCAGGACUAUCAGUGGAUCGGACUCAACGACAAGGACGUACAGAACGAGUUCAGGUGGACGGACGGGACUCCGAUGAGCUUCGAGAACUGGAGACCAAAUCAGCCUGAUAACUACUUCAACGCUGGAGAGGACUGCGUGGUGAUGAUCUGGCACGAGAAUGGCCAGUGGAACGACGUUCCCUGCAACUACCACCUGCCUUUCACCUGCAAGAGUGGACCAGUCAUGUGCUCUUCGCCUCCUGAGGUGGAGAAUGCUAGACUGAUGGACACCCCCAAAAAUCGCUACCCUGUCAACUCCAUCGUGCGUUACCAGUGUAACGAAGGCUUCACACAGCGCCACCUGUCUGUGGUGCGCUGCAUGCCAGAUGGCCGAUGGGAGGAUCCCCUAGUGGAGUGUAUAGGCAGUAGUACCAACAUCAGACUGAGGAAACGAUCCCUGAAGCAGCAGUCUAAAGUGGCAAGCAGUCGGACAUGGCGGAAACACCUCUAAACAGGACAGAAGAGACUAACAUUAGGGAAAAAAGGAUUCUGUUGUUAAAAAAUAUUUCUAUACAAGACAUUUUUGCCUGACAAAAACAAACACACGUAAGAGAGAUUGCCCAACUUAUAUAAACAUUGUCAAACAUUUGGUUUUGUAGUCUGCCUGGCUAAUCGGAUUUAAAAGUGUUACUUUGUUCUGACUGUAAAGAGGAGUAAGUUGAGGAAAGAUGGCUAAUGCUAUAGUUCCAAUGAGACAUUUUUUGCUAAAUUUGUGAACUGUUCUUCUGUAAACAGACCCGAAGUUGGUGUUAAUUUAGAGAGAGAAAGUAACUCCUCAAGUCCUACAGUAGCACACGCCAUCAAAGACAAAAGGCUGCCUUGACUACAGUUGGUAAUUAUGAAAAGCUCAUAGUUUCUUUUUUAAUUUGCAAAGUUUAGUAUAUUUUUGUAUUUUGUUUUCUGUUUUACUCAGGACCACAGAGAGUACAAGUAUCUUUUCCUGAGAAAAAGACAAACAAUUCCCCAUUAGCUCAGCCACUGGGAUCCAGCAAAAGACUCACAUUUCUUACCUGUCUUACAUUUAGACGGAGCGACUAAGGUUGUGGUCAAUCAGAUCAGUAACUUAGUUUUCCUGAAUAGUCAGAUCUAAUUUAUUUUCUGAGAUUACAGAUUUCACUUUGUAGUGCAUAGCACUUCAGUUGCACCACUACCAGUGACCACAACCACACUACCGAUAUAUUAUUUCAUUUUAAAAUCCAUUUCUGUUAAAUGGUUAAAACAAUCCCUGGUUGUGAUAAAGUAGUUUCUUUCUCCAUAAGGAGAAGACACGUCUCUAAAAGAGACCUUUGUCUGGUUGACAUUUACUGUGAAUGCCUUUUGGCCUGAGAGAUUGUACUUAACCAUGCUUGAUGACAUAAUGCACACUAUUUUGGCCUUCUAGGCAGAUUUGACACUACCGACUAGAUUUCACCAAACCAACAGAAGUAUUGAUCAAAUAAGAUUAUUGUGUCCAAACCAGAGUUUGAGAGAAUGCUUCAGCCUUGAAAUAUCUCUUGGUCCUGUGUGACAGAUCAAAAGGCAAGAGAAUGCCCAUCCAUGCUGUUUUACCCAUUUGACUGUACAGUAGAAAAAAGAUUAUGUCAAAACAUUGGUGUCUAAUAAUUGUCAAAUUACCAUCACUGUCUAACCCCUGAAAUAAAUAUUUGGCACCAAA
This is a messenger RNA of Alosa alosa (allis shad), 5169 nucleotides long. It is a transcript of the gene acanb, whose product is annotated as aggrecan b. The record is from RefSeq and is a predicted model, not a curated record. Gene Ontology annotation, biological process: cell adhesion. Gene Ontology annotation, molecular function: hyaluronic acid binding. The transcript is spliced from 17 exons. The coding region runs from base 1 to 3966 and encodes 1321 amino acids. Lineage: Eukaryota; Metazoa; Chordata; Actinopteri; Clupeiformes; Clupeidae.